Molecule: messenger RNA, 1729 nt
Organism: Limanda limanda (common dab)
Lineage: Eukaryota; Metazoa; Chordata; Actinopteri; Pleuronectiformes; Pleuronectidae
Product: gastrula zinc finger protein XlCGF8.2DB-like
Exons: 1
Coding region: 87-1235 (382 amino acids)
Biological process (GO): regulation of transcription by RNA polymerase II
Molecular function (GO): DNA-binding transcription factor activity; RNA polymerase II cis-regulatory region sequence-specific DNA binding
Source: RefSeq, a predicted model, not a curated record
AUCCGAGUGAGACGAAGGAGAACAGAGCGGACUGUGGAGGACCAGAACCAGCCAGGAACUCAGGACCUGGUGGACGUUUACAACUGAUGGUGAUUAAAGUAGAAGUUCCCCCUGAGGAGCUGCAGUGGAGCCCCCUUGUGGACAAGAAGGACCCAGAUCCCCCCCACAUUAAAGAGGAACAGGAGGAACCGUGGACCAAUCAGGAUGGACACCAGCUUCAAGGACUGGAGGAGCCUGAUAUCAAGUUCACAUUGACUCCUGUCGCUGUGAAGAGUGAAGAAGAUGAAGAGAAACUUAAAUCAUCAAAGCUUCAUCCGAGUGAGACGAAGGGGAACAGAGCGGACUCUCGAGGACCAGAACCUGCCAGGAACUCAGGACCUGAUGGACGUUUACAACCAGGUCCUGAGGACAAGACUGACUCUUCUGAGACUGAAGUCAGUGAGGAUGAUUGGAUGGAGACCAGGGAAACUCAGACAGGUUUAAAUACAAGAAAUAACAAACAGCCUCCAAGUGAUAUGGGAUGUAAGACAGAAAAACCGUUUAGUUGCUCUGAGUGUGGUAAAAGAUUUAAACAUAGGGGCAAUAUGAAUACACAUAUGAGGCUUCAUACAGGAGAGAAACUAUUUAGUUGCCCUGAGUGUGGCAAAAGAUUUACCGAAAGGGGCAAUCUGAAUACACAUAUGAGGCUUCAUACAGGAGAGAAACUAUUUAGUUGCUCUGAGUGUGGCAAAAUAUUUAACAUAAGAUCAAAUCUAAAUACACAUAUGAUGACUCAUACAGGAGAGAAACCGUUUAGUUGCUCUGAGUGUGGUAAAAGAUUUAACAAAAGAUCAAAUCUAAAUACACAUAUGAUGACUCAUACAGGAGAGAAACCGUUUAGUUGCUCUGAGUGUGGUAAAACAUCUAACCACAGGUCACAUAUUAAUGCACAUAUGAGGAUUCAUACAGGUGAGAAACCGUUUAGUUGCUCUGAGUGUGGUAAAACAUUUAACCAAAGAUCACAUCUAAAUUCACAUAUGAAGAUUCAUACAGGAGAGAAACCGUGCAGUUGCUCUGAGUGUGGUAAAAGAUUUAACCAAAGGUGCGAUCUAAAUACACAUAUGAGGAUACAUACAGGUGAGAAACCGUUUAGUUGCGCUGAGUGUGGUAAAAGAUUUAUCCAAAGGUCAACUCUAAAUACACACAUGAGAAUUCAUACAGAUGAGAAACAGUCUAGUUCCUCUGAGUGUGGUUAAAGAGUUAAAGGAGACAUAUUAUGCCCAUUUUACCGCAGUUGAUAUGGUUCAUUGGGGUCUUAAUGAAAUGUCUGUAAAAUAUUUUGGUCAAAAUACCACAAGGAUCAGUUAAAACAGCAUCCUUUUUACAACAGCCCUCAGAUUGACCUGUUUUGAGUGCCCCGCCCCCCUCUCACCCCCCUCACCUCUGCUUCACAAGAUACAGAGACCCAGAUUUUUAGCUAUCCAUAACCUCUGUAGAAAUAUGGCUACUGGAGACGACGAUACAAUCUUGCAACCAUAUCGUUUUGAACCAGAGUCAGGUGGGACGGUUUUUGGGACGGUAGCAAAGCUAGAGCCCAAAAUUAACGUGUAGAAGCACUACAAAAGUGGAAUUUUCAUAAUAUGACCCCUUUAAGAUUCAGUCCUAUUGUACGAUACUUGAGGAUUAAUAAAGGAGAGAAGUGAUUCAGUUGCAACUUUUGCAACAAAAGAUUUAUUAGGAUAUAUCAGCA